Messenger RNA from Cadophora gregata, 2148 nucleotides. RefSeq lists its product as uncharacterized. Gene Ontology annotation, cellular component: nucleus. Gene Ontology annotation, molecular function: transcription cis-regulatory region binding; DNA-binding transcription factor activity, RNA polymerase II-specific; zinc ion binding. The coding region runs from base 1 to 2148 and encodes 715 amino acids. Lineage: Eukaryota; Fungi; Ascomycota; Leotiomycetes; Helotiales; Ploettnerulaceae. Gene Ontology annotation, biological process: positive regulation of transcription by RNA polymerase II. The transcript has 7 exons. The record is from RefSeq and is a predicted model, not a curated record.
AUGGCAUAUUAUCCCACUCCGUUCAGCUCCAAAGACAGCUUUUCCCCGUCUCCCACUAUAUCAAUAAUCCCACAGUACUCGCUCGAACACCCAAAGCAAUCCGAUGAUUUUGAUGGGAAGAGCCGGUCUGCAUCCCCGUUCUUUUCGACUAUCAGGAUGGCCGACGAGGAUCGGCCGGCACCGAAAAGGCCAAGGAACAGACAGUCACGUGGGAAAGGCUUGAGGAAGACAACAGGAUGCAUCACAUGUCGAAGACGACAUGUCAAAUGUGACGAGAAUCGACCACAUUGUGAUCGAUGUCGGAAGGGAAACCAGACUUGUAUAUAUGCAGAUCCACAUGCUGCGCAGUCUCAAGUUCCCCGAGCAGCGAACCGGCAGUCUUCAGCCUCAUCUUCAGAGGCACAGCAACGUCCAAUAUCGGAGAUACAGCAGAAAACUCCUUCUGUUCCACCAUGGCCCAAUUCCAUGGAGCAGGCAAUGAUGUACCAAGCAAGCCAGCCAGCUUCAUCUGGUACUGGGCAAGCAAGCGUCACAUCUGCCCCUUCUGACCGCUCCAACAGUCACACUUCUCUAGGACAGCGAGCACCGUCUCAAAUUGACUACCUGUUGAAUGCCCCUGUGCCCACAUGCGACACUCCUAAUCAACAGGUCUUGUCACCAGCGAUCUCCAACCACAACGGGACUUCCUUCUCGCUCAAUAGUGGCGAGCAAGGUAGAAUUUCAAGAUCUGUUUCCUCCCAACCAACAUUCAAUGUUGCCAUUUCCAAAUGGUUUGACAUGCUAGUUGGUGACACGGUCUUUGAAAAUGGUGUUCCAGACAUGGAUGCGGGGAUUGAAGACUCAUACAGUAUGGGUACUCCACGUAAGAAUAGAGCCACUAGCUUUUCCUACAUGGGUUCAUUUCAGGGCUCUCCUGCUGAAGGAGGUUCUGUUCAGGGUGCUUCCCCGUGCUCAUCUUCCAGCCCACAGCUCCUCGAGCGGAAUUUUUCCAUGAACUCUCUUACAGAAAAAUUGAGAUGGCAAUCUCCAGGACCAGUAGAACUUUCGCCGUACGAGCUUUUUCUUUUUCGAAACUUUGUCCAGCGAAUAAGCCUUUGGAUCGAUUUGUUUGAUCCUACACAGAGUUUCUCAACCUUUGUUCCUCAUCUUGCCCUACGAAAUGUUGGUCUCAUGAAGGCCAUUUUGGCCCUCUCUGCGCGGCAUAUCUCCUUGAAUCCCGGUAUUGCAGCAGAACAACCAAAAGAUCGCAAUGAUGCUCUUCAAUAUUACAACGAGACCCUUCAUUACCUCUCCAAAGCGAUGCAGUAUGAAACUUACAAGACAAGUCUAGAGUUGUUGGCUACUGCUCAUAUAGUUUCAACGUACGAAAUGCUCGACGGCUCCGGCAAAGACUGGGAACGUCAUCUUCAAGGAGUAUUCUGGAUCCAGCGCUCUCAAGUCAUCCACGGCGACUCCAAAGGUCUGAAACAAGCUGUAUGGUGGGCAUGGCUCUGUCAAGAUGUGUGGGCUGCAUUCCAAGAAAAGCGAAAGACGUUCACAUUUUGGAAGCCUGCCCGAACAUUUGCGGAUAUGAACCCAUAUGAACUUGCAUCCAGGGCUGUCUAUAUAAUCGCAAAGGUCGUUAAUUACUGCUCCCGGGAAGAGAGCGAAGCAGGAGACCUGGCGCUUCGGAUCGAGAAUGCCAGCCGGUUGCAGGAUAUGUUAGACGAAUGGGAGAGGUACCUGACAACAGAAUUUACACCACUUCCUUACGAGAGUGAUAGUGAGCACGAUGUAUUUCAACCUAUAUGGAUUCACACUCCUGCUUUUGGUGUUGCCAUGCAGUUGCAUUACUCUGCUCGCCUACUUUUACUUCUCAACAAGCCUUCAAAGGGUGGGUUUGGAGGAUUCCUCGAGCAAAGCCGCAUGAUAUCAAGAUAUGUGAACAAUAUUUGUGGCAUAGCUAUGACACUGAACGAUAAUGCCUCCAGUAUUAUGUGCUCGCAGUGUCUAUACAUAGCUGGAAUGUGUGUCCAAGAUUCAAGAAAGAGACAUGCUGUCCUUCAAAUGAUAGAUGCAUGUCGACGACGGUCAGGAUGGCCUGUUUCAUCACUCGGAGAUGAGCUACAGGCCUUCUGGGAUUCUUCCGCAGCUACUCCCGGAGGCUGA